UUUGCUACUUUCCUCUUUAAUUAUUUGAUAAAACUUUCUUUCAAAAUCAUCUCUUUCUCUUCCUCCUUCUCUCUAUCAAAGAUUGGUUUCUUUUCUCGCGAUUUUUACACGUACAUUUGAUUUCUGUUCUCCAAAUUCUUGAAAUUCAACCAAUUUUUGCGUCUGGGUUUUUUUAAAUCAGCUCAGGUAACCCAAAUUCGUAAGCUUUUUUUGUUGAUUUCUCACCCAAUUUCUAGGGUUGUUUAGUCAACCCGGCCUUCGUCGAGAACGCGUAAUUGAGCCAACCGGGUGCCUACGAACCGUAUAAAACCCGACUUUUCAAGCUUCUCUUGAAGUCUUGGUUAGAACGCAAUAUGGAUCCUCAAAAGGAGGCUCUACUGUGUCAACUCACCGAGUUAAUCGCGGCCAUUUCAUCGUUGCCCGAGUGCCAGACGGUCUCCAAAAAGAUGUACAGUAAUUUGGUGCGCAGGGUGAAGCUUUUGAGUCCUCUGUUUGAGGAUUUGAAGGAUAGUGAUGACGGAGAUAAGCUCGGAGACGACGUCGUUAACGGGCUUGAGUUGUUGAGGCUCGCUCUUGGCUCAGCUCUAGAGCUUCUUAAAUCAGUCCACGAGGGCAGUAAGAUUUUUCAGGCUAUGCAAAUAGAUAAAAUUUCAGGCAAGUUUCAUCAUAUUACAGAAGAGAUAGAAGAUGCACUAGGUCACAUUCCUUAUGAUAAACUUGAUAUAUCAGAGGAAGUUCGAGAGCAAAUUGAACUUGUGCAUGCUCAAUUCAAAAGAGCGGUCGGGAGGAUGGACUCACCUGAUUUACAACUCGCAAUUGAUUUAGCCAUGGCACAAAGAGAAAAAGAUCCUGACCCUAUAAUCUUUAAACGGCUAUCGGAAAAGUUGCAUCUCAGGACCAUAAACGACCUUAAGAAGGAAUCGAUUUCCAUCCAUGAUAUGGUCAUCUCGUCUGAUGGAAUUCCCGAGGAGUGCUUUGAGUCUGUGUCGUUUAUUCUGAGAAAAAUAAAGGACUGUGUUAUGACGGGAAAUCCUGAAAGUGAUGCCCCUGAGAACGAAAAAGCUUUGAUUAAGCACAGAUCUCCAGUCAUACCGGAUGAUUUCAGGUGUCCGAUAUCACUUGAGUUGAUGAAAGAUCCCGUUAUUGUAUCUACUGGCCAGACAUACGAAAGGUCUUGCAUACAGAAAUGGUUGGAUGCCGGGCACAAAACGUGCCCUAAGACACAACAGACCUUGUUGCACACAGCAUUAACGCCCAACUAUGUCUUGAAGAGUCUAAUUGCGUUGUGGUGCGAAAGCAAUGGCGUUGAGCUUCCUAAAAAUCAAGGUAGUUGUCGGAACAAAAGGUCAGGGGCGGGUGGCUCAGACUGUGACCGGGCUGCCAUUGAUGCAUUGUUACAGAAACUCGCAAAUGGUAAUCCCGAGCAGCAAAGGGCAGCUGCUGGUGAGCUCCGUUUGCUCGCAAAAAGAAACGCGGAUAACAGGGUCUGUAUUGCAGAAGCCGGGGCUAUUCCUUUGCUAGUCGAACUACUUUCCUCGUCAGAUUCAAGAACACAGGAGCACGCUGUUACUGCGCUUCUUAACCUGUCCAUAAAUGAGGCUAACAAGGGCACUAUCGUAAAUGCGGGUGCCAUACCUGAUAUCGUCGAUGUACUGAGAAAUGGCAGCCCGGAAGCCCGAGAAAACGCAGCUGCAACUCUCUUCAGUUUAUCAGUUGUUGAUGAAAAUAAGGUGGCAAUCGGGGCAGCCGGGGCCAUCCCGGCUCUUAUCGAUUUGCUGUGUCACGGGACUCCGAGGGGGAAGAAGGAUGCAGCAACUGCCAUAUUCAACCUUUCGAUUUAUCAAGGGAACAAAGUGAGAGCGGUAAGGGCCGGGAUUGUGCCACCGCUGAUGAGAUUACUCAAAGAUCCCGGGGGUGGAAUGAUGGACGAGUCACUCGCUAUUUUGGCAAUACUUGCUAGCCAUCAAGAGGGGAAAGCCGCAAUUAGUCAAGCGGACCCACUCCCAGCUCUAGUCGAGGUAAUCAGGACAGGCUCCCCUCGCAACCGGGAGAACGCUGCAGCUGUUUUGUGGUCUCUCUGUGCAGGUGACGUACAGAAUCUAAAAGCAGCCCGGGAUCUUGGAGCAGAAGAAGUUUUAAAAGAACUGUCGGAAAAUGGCACAGACAGGGCGAAACGAAAAGCGGGAAGCGUGUUGGAGCUCCUCCAACGAGUCGAUGCAGUUAAUUCAUAACAAAGAGUCGAUGAAUUGGUACGAUGAAAUUCUCUUAAUCUGCUUCCAAGAGGGUAUGUAUAAUUUAAAGUAUAUUUAAGAUUUUUGCCACAAAAGUUGAAUGUUAGAAAAUCAAGUGUGUUUCUGUACAAAAGGAUGAAAUUCAUAUUGUAAGCUUUCUUCUUUCUUCUUCCUGGUCGAGUAGGAAAAAGGAUGACCAGAGCCUGUGUAGUGUGCCACAUUACAAAGUACCAAACUAGCAAUACAUUGUUUGAUUAUGGAUCAAGCUGUAAAUUCACAAGGAUUAUUCAAAGUUUAAAUCAAAGUUUUUGUCUGUUUUUCCAUUG
Molecule: messenger RNA, 2557 nt
Organism: Ipomoea nil (Japanese morning glory)
Lineage: Eukaryota; Viridiplantae; Streptophyta; Magnoliopsida; Solanales; Convolvulaceae
Product: U-box domain-containing protein 14
Exons: 4
Coding region: 354-2231 (625 amino acids)
Biological process (GO): cell surface receptor signaling pathway; protein ubiquitination
Cellular component (GO): cytoplasm; nucleus
Molecular function (GO): protein binding; ubiquitin-protein transferase activity
Source: RefSeq, a predicted model, not a curated record